GAGCACAUAAACAUCUGUACAUGUUCCAAUAUGGUCGCUCUCGUUCAACAUUGGCUGACAUCAAUUUCGCUGGGCGCGCAGUGGUAGCUUUCGUCCUGUGGACCUGCAAGGCCUGCUUCUUGUUCCACCGUGCGAUCGUCACAGAUCGGACCCCCUGCAUCCAAAAGACCGAGCCUCUCGCUGCCAAGCCAAAACGGCCUUGCCGCCGUCACUGUCAACCCCUGCGCUCGACGAUUUCUUGUAGCUGCGAAGCGCGCCGGACUUGUUCCGAAUCCUGCUGCAGAAAAUGUCGCUCAAAGGAAAGACCGCUUUCAUCACGGGAGCGUCUCGCGGGAUCGGUCUCGAGAUCGCCAAAGCGUUAGCUCGCAAAGGAGCAAACGUCGCUGUUGCAGCAAAGACCGUCGAACCGCAUCCCAAGCUGCCAGGUACGAUUCACACGGCGGUAGGAGAGGUCAAUGCAAUCGGAGAACAAAACGGUACCGGCGCGAGAGGGUUUGCUGUACAAUUGGAUGUGCGCGACGCUGGAGCGGUAGAGAACGCGGUUGAGUCCACGGUAGACAAGUUUGGCGGGCUGGAUAUUGUUGUCAACAAUGCAUCCGCUAUCAAUCUUACCUCAACAGUCAAUGCGACGGUCAAGAGCUAUGACUUGAUGAAUGGCAUCAACUCUCGCGGCACCUGGCUUGUUUCGCGCUUUGCACUACCACACCUGCUCAGGUCCGCUUCGGCUAAGCGCAAUCCACACAUCCUGACCUUUGCGCCGCCUCUCAAUUAUUCGAUUCUCUCAACGGGCCCCAAAGGCUGCUGGCCCAGUGACUUUCAGGCGACCGCAUCAGCAUACACCAUCGCCAAGUUCGGCAUGUCCCUCGCCACGCUGGCGCUGGCAGCUGAGACACUCGGGCAGGUCAGCGUCAAUGCACUGUGGCCGUACACGUAUAUUGGUACCAGCGCCAUGAAAAUCGUUAACCCCGAUGCAGAGACAGAGGAGAAGAGAUGGAGAAGCCCUGAGAUUAUGAGCGAAGCUUCGAUCAGGAUCUUCGAAGAGAACGCAAAAGCUUUCACUGCACAAUUCCUCAUCGACGAAAUUUACCUGAGAAGAAAUCACAAAUUCACCGAUGAACAGAUUCGCGCCUACUCCUUGGGUGGGGCAGAGACUCCUCACGAGACGCUUGCAGAGGAUUUGUUCAUCAGUCAGGAGAUUCGCGAAGAGAUUACCAAGUCUCGCAGAGGGGAGUAACGGAAAAAGGUGACUUGCAAGUUCUAUGUAUGCAGCGCUAACCGGAGGGGGGUUACUCAAAAAGGGAAACUUUGUGCAAAAUACAUUACUGGUACACAUUCUCAAUCUCUGCAGUGUCAUAAAUUGCGAAGCACAUCUGCGAGGAUGCGGUCAAGGGACUACGCGGGUAUAGGACAAGAAGGGGCGAGGAGGUCAGACCUCGCUGCCAGGCCGAGAAAGUGCAACAAUCAAUUGGACUCACCUCAUCAACGCCCUUUAGCUCCUGGCUCAGCGCCACGUACUUUUCCCGCACCUUCUUGUCCUGCAAGACAGGCAUCGGC
This is a messenger RNA of Tilletiaria anomala UBC 951, 1554 nucleotides long. RefSeq names its product NAD(P)-binding protein. The transcript has 7 exons. The record is from RefSeq and is a predicted model, not a curated record. The coding region runs from base 287 to 1234 and encodes 315 amino acids. Gene Ontology annotation, cellular component: mitochondrion. NCBI's taxonomy places the organism in Eukaryota, Fungi, Basidiomycota, Exobasidiomycetes, Georgefischeriales, Tilletiariaceae.